ACAGUUAACAGUCCAAUUAUGUACAUUUCCCUCAUUAAUCUUUAUGGGUGCAACAGCAGCAGCAGACAGAAACAUCCUGCUUAUUUUUGACUUAAUUACAACAAUGGACAUCACUGAUGCAGACAAAACACUUAAUUGUAUCUCUACACAUAAGUAUUUUAUAAAAUCAAAAUAACAUGCUUAAUCGAUUGUGAGCCUUUCGUUACUCGUACAACUUUCUGUUCAGUUUUUGUAGUUGCCAUUUCCAAGCCUGUGUCUCCUAUCACACCCUAGUGGCCCGAGAAGGGGCGAUCUCUCUUUGUGGAAUUCUUCUUGUCUUCUUAGAGAGCUUUUGGGUUCGCUGGGUUGGGAGCAAUUAGCUUUUUUAGGCCUGUAAAGCCUAUUUAAACAAUAUGUGAUAUUGUGCUAUACAAAUAAACUUGACAUGUCAUAGCCCACAUGUACAGGGGCCAGAAGUAUCCUCUCUCUGUUUGGUCUGGAUCUCUCAGGACCUUACUGAGUCUACCUGUGGUGUUUACCUGUGUCGAGUGUUUCUAAAUCUAGUUCAUAGAGGAUUUCUAUGCUGUAAACCCUCAUGGAGCAGAAGGAAGAAUUCCAGUGAAGCUGACAACAACGUGUUAUUUUGUUCAGAUUGAUUUCAGGUACUCAACUGAUCUGGUUGUAUAUGAUUAAUCCACGUUGAGGGACUGCUACAUGUGUGCUUAUUGUGAGCAGCACUUUUUAACCUUUAGUUAUCUGUAAAAAAAAAAAGUUUUAAAAAAACAGCUGGGAGGGAAAAGGAGACUCAUUCAUUUGUCCAUUUACAAUGCUCUGAUGGAGACGAACCAAGAGGAUUACGAAGUGCACAAAUUCAAACAUAGAGGCACAGGAGAAAUAACUUUUUGCCAAAUGCUUUCCAUUAUGAUCCACCAUAAAGGUGUUUCUGCUAGUUUAAGGUUCAUGUUUGUAUCAUUUCAGCCUGAACUAAAGAAAGUAACAGUUAAGGUACAGUACUCGAGUAAAUUAGUUGCUUUCCUCCUUUAAACAUUAAUCAUCAGUGAUUAAAGUCCUUGUGCAGUCUUGUCUGUUAUGCAGUGAUAAGUCUCUUGUUUUGUGCUUCCAUCUUGUGGUUUCUUUGGGAACUACGACAUGAUCUGAAACCAUAUUUGGAAAAUAAUGUCCUCAUCUUUGCAGGGUUUGGAUGAGAGGAGAAAUGUCAAACAUGCCUGGGAUGUAAGAGUGGGAACGUUUUACCUCUCUCAAGAUGAACCAGCCUGAUAAAUCUUCACACCCUGAGGAAAUAAAGGAGAAAUGCAACCGAACAAAACCCCUGGCAGCAGACACACAAUACUGAAGGCCCUUUGCUAGAUGAGAUGACUGCAGGCUAUCAGUCACUCCUGCAGAGACCCAGCCGGCUCUCCGGUCCGCCCUUCUUCCUGCUGCCAUGGCCGCGGAGGCUGCCGGUCUCGAUGAUGCAAAGGCCGGUCUUGCAGACUGCACCGAGAUGGAGGAGAGGCUGAAGGACGGUAAUAUGAAGGCUGAUUUGGAGGCUUCUCUGCCUGCUGGACAGGAGGAAUUCGCAAUCCGGUGCAGAGAUGUGUGCCGGUCGUACGGCAAACUGAAGGUCCUCAGCAACCUCAACCUGACUGUACCACAGGGACAAAUUUAUGGCCUUUUGGGGCCCAGUGGAUGUGGGAAGACCACUCUUCUGAAAUGCAUCUUGGGAACUCUGAAGAUCUCGCGGGGUCACAUCACUGUGUUGGGGAAGCCACCUGCGUUCCCUGGUCAUGACGUGCCAGGGAAGAUGGUCGGAUACAUGCCGCAGGAGCUGGCGUUGUACAACGAGUUCACCAUUAGUGACACCCUGACCUUCUUCGGCCGAAUCCACGGCCUGACGUCAAAGGAAACCCAGGCACGCAUGGAUUUCCUCAUUGACUUCCUGGAUCUACCUCAGAAGCACAGUCUGGUCCGAAAUUUCAGCGGGGGUCAGAGGCGCAGGGUGUCUCUCGGAGCGGCUCUGCUUCAGAACCCAGAGCUGCUCAUCCUGGACGAACCGACAGUCGGAGUGGACCCUGUGCUCAGGGCCAAGAUCUGGCAGCAUCUGGUGGAGAUUGUGAAGACGGGGAAAGUCUCUGUCAUCAUCACCACACACUACAUAGAGGAAGCGAGGCAAGCCGAUGUGGUCGGCCUCAUGAGGAAUGGCUGUUUGUUGGCUGAAGGUCCUCCAGACGCAGUCAUGAAGCAGCACAGUGCAACAACCCUGGAGCACGCCUUCCUGCAGCUGUGUGAGACGUCGGACCAGGUCGUCUCUAAACGGGAGUCCAGUCCGCAGGGUGGGCCGCUGGCGAACAGCCAGUCAUUCGAGAGCGGGCGGGACGAGAGUCGGCCAAUUCUCGGGGUCGGACCAGGAGCUGCAGAGGAAGUUCCCAAAUAUUCAGCGGACUGGAAGGUGCGAGCCAGACACGUGCUGCCAAAGUGGAGAAACAUCGCUGCCCUGAUGAUCAAAACAAUGGUGCGGAUGAAGAGAAUGCCAGGCUCGUUGUGUUUCCAGUUCUUGCUACCCGUCAUCCAGGUCUCUCUGAUAUGUUUGUGUAUUGGAGGAGACCCAAAGGGGAUCCAGGUUGCGGUGGUUAACAACGAGACCGCCCCCUCUGCUUACAGCCAUUCACUGCUCUCCUUCCUGGACAACUCUAGCGUGCACCAGGUUCCCUUGUCCUAUUCGGAUGCUUUCGAUGGCAUCUAUAACGGAGAGUACUGGGGUGUCAUCGGCUUUGGCAAGAACUUCACCAGCUACCUGACAAAAAGGAUGAUGCAGCGGCAGGUUUCUAGAGAGGUGGUUGAUGGAGGAUCAGUACACGUCUGGCUGGACCUGACAAAUCGACAAAUUGCCUUUAUGCUGCAGAAGAAACUACAUGAGGCCUUUCAGGCUUUUGUGGAGAAUAAGUUGGGCAGUAUGUCGUACCUGGUCGACCUGCCAAUAAAGUUUGAAGAGCCCAUCUACGGCAGCCAAAACACAGACUUCACUACGUUUGUGACACCCGGAGCUGUGCUCAGUAUCACCUUCUACCUGGCCGUGGGUCUAACAGCACUCUCCUUUGUCCUGGAGAGGAAGGAGGGGCUUUUGGACAGAUGCUGGGUCGCAGGUGUGAGCUCUCUGGAGACGAUGCUGGCUCACCUCUUCUCUCAGCUGUUUGUCAUCAGCGUUCAGAUCAUCCUGCUGCUCCUCUUCAUACUGCUCGUCUUCAAGAUACCUAAUGAAGGCUCCUUGGUGCUGGUCAUAAUUCUGAUCGUGCUGCAGGGCAUCACCGGCAUCUCGUUUGGCCUCGUCAUCUCAGCCGCAAUCGACGACGAGCAGAGUGCCAACCAGGCCUCCCUGGGCAUCUUCUACCCCAACCUCAUAAUCAGCGGUAUCAUCUGGCCUGUGGAGUGUAUCCCGUAUCCUCUCCGCUACAUCAGCCUGGCUCUUCCUCAGACCUACGCCUCAGAAGCCCUUCGCUGUAUCAUGUACAGAGGUUGGGGUCUGUCUCGGAUGAUGGUGUGGCGAGGCUUCGCGGUCACCAUGGGCUGGAACACUUUCUUCCUCAUCCUGGCCACGAUCAUCUUAAAGCUGAGGACGUGACAGCCUCACCCCAGAGAACCUCCUUCAGUGUGGGGACAGAGCUGUCAGGUGAAGCCCAGGAGCCAACGAAUCACCUGGGGGCCUCCUGUCUGUGGACGGACUUGGGGCAGCAGAGAGCAGGAGGAGAGAGGGGUCACUGUGGUUUAAUAUGACUGAUGGGUUGAUCAUCAUUCUUCUUUCUCCAAAUUAUCUGUCACACACACACACACACACACAGAGUCAGCUGCCUGAUCCUGCAACAGUUGUUUUGGCCUGGUCAAGCGUGAAAAUUCAAAAUGCUGCACAUAGAAGUACACAAGACAGAAUAUGCAUGUGCACAAUAUGAGAAUAUUUGUUUAUUAAUGAAAUGAGGAUAGUGUGUAGUCUUGUACUUUGUUUCACUUAAUGUGCAGCUUGUUGAAACUUUUCACGCCCAGAAUGGUCCAUGUACCAACUCAGGGUCUUUUUUUUUUUUUUAUUAUUAUUUGUUUGCCCUUGGUCUUAAUGCUAAUAGAGAGAUUUGGUGGUGACUAUAACUGUAGGACAACGGUUAUGUCCGUACAGUACUUGUUCUCUACCAUUAAAUUGAGAAAUUGUAUGUAACUUUUAAAAUUAUGAAAUUGUCAGAAAAGGAGUCAGAACAACAAGACAAUUCUGGUUGCUUUACAAGCAGAGGAGAGGAUUGUUGUUGCAUUAUGUCGUGGGAACCCAGAAUAGGUUUUAAAGUGCUGAUCGCUUCAUAUUGUUCAGGAAAUUCUCACCCAUUCAGGCUUCCCACAGCAACAGUAUCUUCUACAGGUGCUUGUUUGUUAUGCCUGCAGAUUUACGUUCUAUCUGGUGUGUGACAGGAAGUGGUAACUGUGUCUCAUCUUGGUGCUCAGCUGUAAACCAUCGCCUAGACGUGCAUCGUCAUUGUUGUCAGUUCAGGUUGAUGGUGUCCUCCAUAACUUGUGUUUUGUGCCUGCAUCUCCGGUGGGAGAAAGAAGUGCGGUUAGAUGUUGAUUAUGGGAAAAUAUUGGUACUCCUUUGUUUGUUUGUUUUUUGUUUUUUUAUUACUCUCCACUUUGCUGGACAGAGUGGAGGCUGUUUGGUACUGCUCAUACUUUAUCCUUUGUUUAUGAAUCUUCCACCAACAAUAACACAGAAUAAAAGCACACAGGAGUAAUGCUGUUUUGGAUUCAACAUGUCAUGGAGAUGUGCCUUUAGGGUGCUGUGGUGUCUGCACUAUGGGGGGAAAAAGGGAAGACAAAUCCAAGCAAAAUCCAGAAAUGAGGAAUAACUAUGAAAUCUAGAUCACCAUGUAGUUGGAUUGUAGUUCAGAGUCAGUUCACUGUCAGUGCAGAACCAGUGGGAAGCAAAGGAAAGAGUUUGAGUCAAAAAGCUUGAUUUUCCUUCCUUUCUGUGUACAAAUAAUCAGUAUUGAAGACAGCUACAUACUUUGACUUUGUAUUAUUGGAUAUUUUAAGAUACAACACAAGCACAUUAUUUUGUUUUUAAAACAGAAAGCCAGUCUUUACAUUGUGGGAUAUUUUUCCAGUUAUAAGUGAGAUUUAAAAAAUAUAUACAUUUUGUAUAAAAAAAAAAAAUGAAACAUGUUAAAAUAAUGGAUGAAAGGAUAGGGGGGAAAAAAGUAACCAAAUUAUUAGGAGAAGAUACUCUGUUAAUAAACGAUAUCCAGUUAAUUUCUUUGCAUUUUACUAAUCUCUAUGAAGACAGGACAUAUUGAUCUAUAAAUCAAUGAGCUCUCUGUCUUGACCACAUGCAUUCUGCCUUUAAAGGAAUAGUUCCACAAUUUUGGAAAGUACACAUAUUUGCUUUCUUGCCAGGAGUUAGAUGAGGAGAUCAAUACCACUCAAGUCUGUACACUUAAUAUGAAGCUGCAGACAGUUAGCUUAGCUUAGCAUAAAGUCUGGAAACAGGGGGAAACAGCUAGCCUGGCUCUGUCUUGAAGCACCUCUAAAACUCACUAUUUUGUGUCCAGGUGCAGUGACUUCCUGGAGUCUUGUUGCGGAGAAUCCCAGAAGUCAGUAGUCUCGACCAAGAAAUAGUCGUCCCCCCCAAUCUCAGUCCAGCAUCACAUGUUGUGCCAAUGAAAUGUUUACAUUAAUCUGGAUGCAUGCCUAAUAAAUCAGAGUAUUUUUUAAUAGCAGAUGUUUUACCCAGUUCAGCUGUAGGACUAAACACAUCAUCCAGCAUGUGUAGAAGAUUAGAGGUGUUGAAGCCAUUAUGCUGUGUGUUGCAGUGCUGGUAAUGCCAGUUAUAUUAAUGUAAUGAAAAAUGUAUGUGUCCAUUAACAGGAUAAAUAAUGAAUCUUAAUGACUGUAAAUCCCCCUGAUUGGUUUCCGUUGGAUUACAUCAUGGUCUAAUGAUAAAGAUGUGUGUACAGUAUGUUGUGUAUUAGAUGUUGAAUCUUUAGGAGAGAGUUCCCUGCACUAUAAAUCUGCUGUUGUUCUUGUUGCUCUGCUGUACAUUCAUCAAUGUUCCUGUCGCACAUUUUAAGGGACAUUGUGUUCUUGUUUGGUAGGAAUAGGGGAGAGGUAGCCUCUUGCUCUUAUAGAAACAGCUUUCUAUCAUGUUCAGAUGGCACAACACGCUCCUAAAUUGACUCAACUGUGUUUUGCCAAACUGUGAGGAUACAUACUGUUGCUCUGUUUAUAUUCGUACCUUAACAGAAAGCUGAUGAUGAAUCCCACAUCCUGGUGGGAUUACCUCUGUGCCUCACUCGACUCCCAUCACACAAUAAUGUACCUUUUUAUAAAAUAAGUUUAAAAUGGUCGGCAAUCUCUGGUAAAAUUGGUACCGCUUACGUGAAAGUAUGGACAUUAUUCUGUUAUAUUGUGAGUACACUCUUUUACUUUGUUUGGACAAUUUCUGGAUAAUUGGGAUAUUAUUGCUAAAACUGUGUUAAAUCUGUGUAAGAUUGUCAUAUGGUGAUUUUUGUUCUAAAGUGCUCUAUAUCCAUUUUCGAGGAAUAACCUUAUGUUAUUAACAUUAUGUUAUUUAACAUAACUAUUAACUUUAAAAUACUUGUGCUCCAGUUACCUAUAAAACCAACUAUCCAUUAUGUAAAAGCAAGCAUCUUGGAGCAAAUCUCCUCAUGUAAAGAGCAUUUUAUAAGAUUUUCAUGAACUGCAAUUAUAGUACUGAAGACACUAUUUCAAAUAUGCUGAUUACAUAUUAAAAUAUUCCACUCCUGCUCCUAUAAUGCUAAAAAGCAGAGUCUCAUAAACGACUGAAGAUGCCCUCUCUGUGUGAGUUAUGUCUGUGUUGCUUUGUCUGUGGUUUGAAGUGCAAGGGACUCAUGGAAAAAGGCGUUGUCACAUGUAUCUGUGCACCAAUCGGACUUUUAGAAAUAUCUGGAUGGAAAGCUAGCCCAGGCAAUAUAAGCAAUCAAAUCUGAUCCAACCACAGCCACACAGUCCUCCAAAGCAGAUUAUCUGAGUUUUUUUUCUCUUAAUAAAUAAUAACUAUGGAUGUUUUUCCAAUCGUUUGGGACUUUAAGUCUAAAAUGGCAAUUAAUUAAGCAAUUAAAAUCUGAAUACUUACUAUGUCCUUCUUUAAUAUUUUCUUCCACUAUGACCUUAUUCAGAUUAAGGUAAUCAAAACUGUAUAUUUAGCCACUUCUCAAUCUGAUUUUUUACUUUAUCUGGUUAAUAUUUGAAUAUUACAGUUCACGUAAACAUGCUGUAUGUAAUAAUGUUAUGAAAGUUUGUGUUGCCAGGAAUUCCACUCUGCUCCAAACUUCAGUCGACUACCUCCGCUGUCUCUCCCCAAAGGACAUGUAAAACAUUUACACUCCUGUGUUGUGACAUGUGUGCACUGUGAUGGCAGACAUGCUUCGAUGAAGUUCUGUUCAUGUAUUUUGAAACAAUAAAGUUUGUUGAGAAAUCC
Molecule: messenger RNA, 7468 nt
Organism: Siniperca chuatsi (mandarin fish)
Lineage: Eukaryota; Metazoa; Chordata; Actinopteri; Centrarchiformes; Sinipercidae
Gene: abch1
Product: ATP-binding cassette, sub-family H, member 1
Exons: 21
Coding region: 1424-3598 (724 amino acids)
Biological process (GO): transmembrane transport
Cellular component (GO): ATP-binding cassette (ABC) transporter complex; membrane
Molecular function (GO): ABC-type transporter activity; ATP binding; ATP hydrolysis activity
Source: RefSeq, a predicted model, not a curated record